CCGGUUUGCAGCUGCAUGCCAAACUGAUGCUCUGGCUUUGUAGACGUGGCUCCCCCAAUGAAUUCAUUAUGAGUGUUAUGCAUGUGUGUUGUGGUUUGCAGGUCUAUUGUGAAUCAGUGUGUGCUCACUUCAUUAGCAGCAUUGAUGGCACCGUGGUCGUGGUGUCAGCUGUGCACACAGCUCCGGGGGGAGUCAUGAUUGGUGGGCGAGGAAGGGUUGUGACAGCCAUGUUGACCCCAUGUUUGAGGCUGCUUUUGCUCCUCCCCCUGGUCAGCAGUGUCCCCUCCCCCUCCCGAUCUCCUUCCAGACUAUGCAGGAGGUGCUGCGACCACCUUGAGCCUCCAGCAACCUCCACCAAAUAUCAGAUGCCUGAGGUCCACACUGUCAUCAACAUGACCAUCCUUAAAGGUGAUAAAGGAGACAGAGGCGACAGAGGCACACCUGGAAAGGCUGGCUUAGAUGGACCUACUGGCUUCCGUGGACCCAUUGGCCCCAAAGGCAGCAAAGGCCAAGCGGGUGUUCCCGGCGAUCCCUGCAAGAUCCCUCACUCUACCUUCUCGGUGGGUCGUCGCAAGUCCCUGCACAGUGUGGACUACUACCAGGCGCUGGUGUUCGACACAGUCUUUGUCAACAUCCACGAGCACUUCAACAUGUUCAAGGGAAAGUUCUACUGCUAUGUUCCGGGGAUCUACUUCUUCAACGUGAACAUCCACACCUGGAACUUUAAGGAGACCUACCUGCACCUCAUGCACAACAACAAGGAGCAGGUGAUCCUGUACGCUCAGCCCAGCGAGAGGUCCAUCAUGCAGAGCCAGAGCGUCAUGAUGAACUUAGCUCUGAAUGACGAGGUCUGGGUUCGACUCUACAAGAGGGAGAGGGAGAAUGCUGUUUACAGCGAUGAUGUGGAUGUUUACAUCACCUUUAAUGGAUACCUGGUGGCGCCUGGUAUCCAGUGAAGACAGACGAAACAGGAUAAUGACAGGAGUGGCAGAAUCUCUGGGAUUAUUUGGUCUUUUUGCCAUGGAUACUGCUCUAUGCAAAGAAAACAGAGCCACGUAGAACACAUUGCAAGUUUGGUGCUUAUUAAAUAUUCCUUUCAGACUGGAGAGGAACAAACUGAACGUUUAUAAUGAGGCUGCCCAAAAACUUCAAGGAUAGAAAGGAGCAGUUGAAAAGAGAAAGGUAGCACAGCCUGGAUUAGGAAGGAAUGUUGAAUUACUUCCUGAAUUACCAAGAAAAAAACCCCACCUUCCUCCAUCUGAGCUGUGCUACUUUUACUCUUCGAUCACUUUGUUCAGGGACUUUGUGUGUGAACACGAGUUAUGUCAGGAAACAUAUGUCUGUGCAAUCAGUUAUAUAUUUGUGACACGGUGCUUCUUUAUGAAUCCUGACUGUUUGCUUAUUAUUAAAUGAUUCCAUUGUGCCUUUUGGAAGAACACAAGAAGUCAGUUCCCAAUCCCGUCCCAAUCAAUCAAUGAUGGUGCUUUCACUCCUGCCUUAUUUAGUAUCGACUUCUUGAACUUCCUGUUACUCCAAACCAACUUUAAAAGCUUUGGCUGAAGUUUUGAACUGAGCAGCCGUACUUUCUUUGCACAUAAGAGAUAACUGAGCUGGGAACCACUUUGUUUUUUAUUGUGAAAACAUGUUUUGUUCGUGAUGUAAUUAAAAUUGUAAUUCAAAA
Messenger RNA from Notolabrus celidotus (New Zealand spotty), 1681 nucleotides. It is a transcript of the gene c1qtnf6b, whose product is annotated as C1q and TNF related 6b. The record is from RefSeq and is a predicted model, not a curated record. The transcript is spliced from 3 exons. Gene Ontology annotation, molecular function: protein binding. Lineage: Eukaryota; Metazoa; Chordata; Actinopteri; Labriformes; Labridae. Bases 27 to 956 code for a protein of 309 amino acids.